AUGUCCUUCACUUCUGUUAAGUUGGUCCUUGCGGCCCUGUCCCUCGUGCAACAUGUUGUCGCCGCGCCUACUCGCGCCGAUGCCGCCGUCAUCGUCAAGCGACAAGCUGAGCUCCGAGACGAGUACGACUUUAUUGUCGCUGGCGCCGGCACCGCCGGUUUGACCGUAGCCGAUCGCCUCAGCGAGGGCGGCCAGUAUACCGUCCUUGUCGUGGAGUAUGGCUACCUAGAUGGGUCUCACUCCAUUACCGCGACUGGCCCGGAUGCGCAGCAAGCCGGAGCCAUCGACUACCCCAGCGGCACCCGCAUCGUCGUCGGAGGUAGCUCCGCCGUCAACGGCAUGUUCUUCGACCGUGGCAGCGCCGACGAUUACGAUGCCUGGGUACGCUGCGCCGGCGACGAGGCCGACGAGUACGCCCGCGAGUGGGGUUGGGACAACAUCUACCCCUUCUUCCAGAAGAGCGUCACCUUCCACCCUCCGAGCGAGAAGAUGCAGGAGGAGUACGGAAUGACCUACGACAUGGCCGCGUACGGCGGUGAUACUCCCAUUCACUCGAGCUACGCUCCGUUCCAGUGGCCUACGACUGUCGGCAUCUGGAAGGCCUGGGAGACCAUUGAGGGCGUCGAGUUCCCCAAGGAGCACGCCGACGGCAAUGCCACCGGCGUCUUCUGCAACGCCGCUAACAAGCGCGCCAACUUCCACCUCCUGCCCGCCCACCGCGUGACCAAGGUCGGGCUCGAGGAGGUCGAGGGCGAUGACGCCCACUCCCACCGCGCCACCGGCGUCUACAUUGCCCCGCGCGACGGCGACCUGUGGAAGUCGGGCCCCGUCUUCAUCAAGGCGAAGAGGGAGGUUGUCGUGUCCUCCGGCGCCGUCCACACCCCGCAGGUCCUGCAGCGAAGCGGCAUCGGUCACCGAGAGGUUCUCGAGGCUGCCGGCGUCGAGGUCAAGGUAGAGCUUCCUGGCGUCGGCUUCAACCUCCAGGAUCACUCUCACUACUCCAUCUCUUUCAACUUCACCACGAACCUAACCCCUAACCCUAACGAUCUCGGCACCGACGCCGAAUUCACCCAGCAGGCGCUCGAGCAAUGGCGCGAGGACAAGUCGGGCCCGCACUCCGCCAACGUCAACGCCGGUGCCUUCCUCCCGCUCUCGUUCGUGUCGGACCGCUCGGCCGAGAUCCUCGACGCCUGGCUCGCCCAGGACGCCGCCGAGUUCCUGCCCGAGAACACGCACCCGACCGUGAUCGCGGGCUACGAGCAGCAGCGCAAGGUCCAGGCCGAGAUGUUUGACGCCAAGAACUCGGCCGAGCUCGAGUGGCUCUUUUCCGGGCGCUCCUCGUUCAGCAUCAUCACCAUCAAGAUCACCUCGCGCGGCACCAUCCUCCUGAGCCCCGAGGACGACGGAGACGCGCAGGGCCACGUGGAGCCCGUCGUGGAUUGGCGCACGUGGAGCAACCCCAUCGACGCCGAGAUGAACGUCGAGUGGCUCAAGUUUGCCCGCUGGUUCAUGCAGAGCGACGCCAUGCAGGACACCUUUGGGCCCGUCGAGAUCUCCCCGGCGCCGCCCCCUAGCAACGGUCAUCUCAUCGGCACCGCUGCCCUCGGCCCCAAGAGCCUCGGUGGCGUUGUCGGCCCCGACCUCUUGGUGCACGGCGUCCUGGGCCUCAGCGUCGCGGACAACUCCAUCAUGACUACGAUUGUUGGAGCGCAUACAAGCUCUUCGGCCUAUGCUAUUGGCGAGAAGGCUGCCGAUACCAUCCUCCGUAGGGCCAAGAAGAACGAGACUCCUGUCGAGGAGGAGCCCGUUGAGGAGGAGCCCGUCGAAGAGGAGCCUGUCGAGGAAGAGCCCGUCGAAGAGGAACCCGUCGAAGAGGAACCUGUCGAGGAAGAGCCCGUCGAAGAGGAGCCUGUCGAGGAAGCACCUGUUGAGGAAGAACCCGUCGAAGAUGACACCGAGAAGCCCGCUCCUCCUCCCAAGGAUGAGCCGUAA
Messenger RNA from Parascedosporium putredinis, 1992 nucleotides. NCBI's taxonomy places the organism in Eukaryota, Fungi, Ascomycota, Sordariomycetes, Microascales, Microascaceae. The record is from the annotation of a GenBank genome assembly.